AACAGGGCAAUCAAAGUCAUGGCUGCUGUUGAAGGAUGGAAAGAUAAUGCUGUAUUGAAGAAAAUUUAUGUUGGCAAYCUAACAGAAGUAACUGAUGAAGAAAAGUUACGAGGAUACUUUGGUCAAUAUGGUGAAAUUACCGAAGUUAAAUUGGUUCGCUUUCCAGAUGGAAAGUCCAGGAAGUGUGGCUUCAUCACUUUUGACAGCACUGAUGUAGUGGACAAUAUUCUUUUCAAUUUUGAAUCGCACAACGUUGACGGCAAAAGUAUUGAUGUGCGAAGAGCAAUCCCAAAAGACGACCCAGACCCAAAUGCUCACAUCAGAACCAAAAAGCUAUUCCUCGGUGGUCUAAAAGACUCGCACACUGAAGAUCAUAUCAAGACGACUUUGGCAACUUUCACUUCCUUUGCGCCUGUAAGCAUUCGUUUCAUGCGUGGCAAAGAAGACAACAAGUUCCGUGGAUAUGCCUUUGUGAACUUUGAGAAYGACCAUAUYGUUGACAAGCUGUUCCUCAUCCGUAAAUGUGUCAUUGAUAAUAUUCCAGCAGAAAUGAAGAAAGCAUCAGAAUUUGGAAAUGCCGGUGGUGGGGGCGGCGGCGGAGGUGGGCGUGGUGGUCGCGGAGGACGUGGUGGACGAGGUAGGGGAAGAGGGCGUGGUGGUGCAGGAGGUGGCGGYGGUCAAUAUGGUGGACAGUAUGGUGGUGAUUAUGGAGGUAGCUAUGGGGGAGGGUAUGAAGGAUAUGGUGGAUAUGGUUAUGGAGAGGGCUAUGGUAGAGAUAGUGGAGCUUCUUAUAACUAUGGUGGYUAUAAUAAUUAUGGUGGUGGAUAUGGUGGAGGUGGUGGAUAUGGUAAUGGAUAUGGAGGUGGGAACAUGGGACAGUAUUCGCAAGAGCAGUCUGGCUAUGGACCMAGCAGAGGAGCGAGAGGCGGUCGAGGUAGAGGCAGCUAUAGGCCUUACUAGACAGUAGUAACAUUUUAUAGAUAAUCAACCAUAUCGAGGGCUUUGUUUUGUUGGUGGAUUUUAUUAAGCAUGAAAUUUUCAUGAACCAAGAAAAUGAUUUCAGGACCUUGCUCAAAGAAGUUUUGAUCAGCAUUCUAGAACGUUUGAUCUUGAUUAAGAUUUUUGUCAACUUGGUCACUCAAUAACUGUACAUAAGAGCUUGAUGGUGCAAACGCCUGCAUAGACUUGAUUAUGAAUAUAAGACAGCAUAUCUUAGCACAGCAACAAAUUGUAAGACGUUUCCUUUCAUUUUUUUAACUUUUGUAAGAAAAGAUUCCAAUGUACCUAUACUUACUCGUCUUUUAAUCUUUAUAAUAUAGAAAAUAAAUUCUUUUUUCUUUGAACAA
Exaiptasia diaphana is the source of this 1346-nucleotide messenger RNA. Its product is annotated as heterogeneous nuclear ribonucleoprotein A1, A2/B1 homolog. Gene Ontology annotation, biological process: regulation of gene expression. Gene Ontology annotation, cellular component: nucleoplasm. The record is from RefSeq and is a predicted model, not a curated record. Gene Ontology annotation, molecular function: RNA binding. Lineage: Eukaryota; Metazoa; Cnidaria; Anthozoa; Actiniaria; Aiptasiidae.